Fukomys damarensis (Damara mole-rat) is the source of this 6511-nucleotide messenger RNA. RefSeq names its product myocardin (gene Myocd). The record is from RefSeq and is a predicted model, not a curated record. Lineage: Eukaryota; Metazoa; Chordata; Mammalia; Rodentia; Bathyergidae. The coding region runs from base 278 to 3229 and encodes 983 amino acids. Gene Ontology annotation, biological process: smooth muscle cell differentiation; cardiac muscle cell differentiation. The transcript is spliced from 14 exons.
UCAGCCAGGAACGCCUGGGAUGCCGCGGCUCCUGGCAGGCCUCAAGGGAGGAGGGUCUUGCCGGCUACGAGUUAAUUAGCCCCGCGAAGCGAGGGGGGAGGCGCCAGUUUUCUGGGGACACUGGCUGCCACCGUCCGUUCUCCUACCCUGGGGAGCUCACAGAGAGUUGGAUGAAUUCUGGGUUGUUAACUGCGGUCAGCUGGGCUCCUGGGAGCCUGUUCCUGGUGGAAAACAGGGGGCGUCUGGCAAAGGGACCAGCGGCUUGCUGAGACUCACCAUGACACUCCUGGGGUCUGAGCAUUCUUUGCUGAUUAGAAGCAAGUUCAGAUCAGUUUUACAGUUACGACUCCAACAGAGAAGGACCCAGGAGCAACUGGCUAACCAAGGCUUAAUACCUCCCCUGAAAAGUCCAACUGCAUUCCAUGAGCAAAGAAAAAAUUUGGAUAGCAACAAGCCUGAAGAUUCCCUUAGGCACAAGGGCAGGAACAGGUCUGACCGCAGCAAAGUGGUUAAUAUGCACAUACUCCAAGCCUCCACCACAGAGAGGUCCAUUCCAACUGCUCAGAUGAAGCUGAAAAGAGCCCGCCUUGCUGAUGAUCUCAACGAAAAGAUUGCUCUCCGACCCGGGCCGCUGGAACUGGUAGAAAAGAACAUCCUACCGGUGGAUUCUGCCGUGAAAGAAGCCAUAAAAGGUAACCAGGUGAGUUUCUCCAAGUCAGCAGAUGCAUUUGCCUUUGAAGAAGAUAGCAGCAGCGAUGGCCUUUCUCCAGAUCAGGCCCGAAGCGAAGACCCCCACAGCUCAGUGGGAUCUCCCCCAGAUGCUAAAGCCAGUGAAACCUCUGUGUCAACCUCUCUGGGGACAAUCCAGGAUCUUGCUUCUGGCUCAGAAAAUGACAAGAAUGACUCGGCCUCCCAGCCCAGCCACCAGUCAGACACAGGGAAGCAGGGCCUUGGUCCCGUCAGCACCUCUCUCCCUGUGCACGCUGCCGUAAAGUCCAAGUCCUUGGGUGACAGUAAGAACCGUCACAAGAAACCCAAGGACCCCAAGCCGAAAGUGAAGAAGCUCAAAUACCACCAGUACAUUCCCCCAGACCAGAAGGCGGAGAAGUCCCCACCGCCCAUGGACUCAGCCUAUGCUCGGCUGCUCCAGCAGCAGCAGCUCUUCCUGCAGCUCCAGAUCCUCAGCCAGCAGCAACAGCACCGAUUCAGCUACCCAGGGAUGCACCAAGCACAGCUCAAAGAACCAAGUGAACAGAUGGCCAGAAAUCCAAACUCUUCAGCGACACCACUCAGCAACACCCCUCUGUCCCCCGUCAAAAGCAGUUUUCCUGGACAAACUGGUGUCUCUUCUCUCAAACCAGGCCCACUCCCACCUAACCUGGAUGAUCUCAAGGUCUCUGAAUUAAGACAACAGCUUCGAAUACGGGGCCUGCCCGUAUCAGGCACCAAAACAGCUCUCAUGGACCGGCUUCGACCCUUCCAGGACUGUUCUGGUAAUCCUGUGCCCAACUUCGGGGACAUCACGACUGUCACUUUUCCUGUCACACCCAACACGCUUCCCAGUUACCAGUCCUCCCCUUCCACCAGUGCCUUAGCCAAUGGCCUGUACCACUUCGGCAGCACCAGCUCCAGCCCCCCGAUCUCGCCUGCCUCAUCUGACCUGUCGGUGGCCGGGUCCCUGCCUGACACCUUCAAUGAGGCGUCCCCGUCUUUCGGCCUGCACCCGUCCCCAGUGCACGUCUGCACCGAGGAGAGUCUCAUGAGCAGCCUGAAUGGGGGCUCAGGUCCUUCUGAGCUCGACGGGCUGGACUCUGAGAAGGACAAGAUGCUGGUGGAGAAGCAGAAGGUGAUCAAUGAGCUUACCUGGAAACUGCAGCAGGAGCAACGGCAGGUGGAAGAGCUGAGGAUGCAGCUGCAGAAACAGAAGAGCAGUAACUGUGCCGAGAAGAAGCCGCUGCCGUUCUUGUCUGCCCCCAUUAAGCAGGAAGACGCCAUCUCCAGCUGCCCUUUCACCUCACAACAAAUGCACGCCAAAGGACAAAGCCACAGCACUGAGAGUCAACCACAGGCCUGCGAAGCUGCUCAGCUUCUGCCCCUUGGUAACACCCACUGUGUGGAGUCCUCGGGUCAAACCAAUGUACUGUCUUCUACAUUUCUCAGCCCCCAGUGCUCCCCUCAGAACUCACCACUGGGAGCUGUGAAGAGCCCACAACACAUCAGUCUGCCCCCGUCGCCCAACAGCCAUUACUUCCUACCCUCGUCCUCCGGGGCUCAGGGAGAGGGACACAGGGUGUCCUCACCCAGCAGCCAGGUGUGCGCCACACAGAAUUCAGGAGCACACGAUGGCCAUCCUCCCAACUUCUCUCCCCGGUCUUCUGUCCUCCACACCACUUUCUCUGGAGCCCAGACAGACAGCGGUCAAAGUGCAGGGAGCAACCCUUGUCCUCGAAGCCCAGGUGUACAGCCAAAGAUAGCUGGUUUACAUUCUUCUGAUAAGGUGGGGCCAAAGUUUUCAAUUCCAUCCCCAACUUUUUCUAAAUCAAGUUCAACAGUUUCAGAGAUAACACAGCCCCCAUCCUAUGAAGAUGCAGUAAAGCAGCAAAUGACCCGGAGUCAGCAGAUGGAUGAACUCCUGGAUGUCCUCAUUGAAAGUGGAGAAAUGCCAGCAGAUGCUAGAGGAGAUCAUUCUUGUCUUCAGAAAGUCCCAAAGAUACCGGGACCCUCUCGCAGCCCUACCAUCAUCCUCCCCAAGCCCUCAGCUUCCUUUGAGCAAGCAUCGUCUGGAGGCCAGCUCUCCUUUGAUCACUAUGUCACUGACAGUGACGAGCACUUGGAAGUCUUACUAAAUUCCCACAGCCCCUUAGGAAAGGUGAGUGAUGUCGCCCUUCUCAAAACUGGGAGUGAGGAACCUCCUUUUGAUGGAAUCGUGGAUGGCUUUUCUGGGAAGGCAGCAGAAGACAUCUUCAACGCACAUGAGAUCCUGCCAGGCCCCCUUUCCCCGAUGCAGACGCAGUUCUCACCCUCUUCCGUAGACAGCAGCGGGCUGCAAUUAAGCUUCACUGAGUCUCCUUGGGAAACCAUGGAGUGGCUAGACCUCACCCCACCAAGUUCCACUCCAAGCUUUAGCUCCCUUGCUACCAGUGGCCCCAGCAUCUUCAACAUUGACUUCCUGGAUGUCACGGAUCUCAAUUUGAAUUCCCCCAUGGAUCUGCACUUGCAGCAGUGGUAGAAUGCCUGACACAUAAGUGCUACGUAAGACAAAUACCAAUUCCAUGGAGAAGAACACAUAGCCAUAAAUACUGAUAUUAUCAAAGAAGAUUAAAAAGAGGCAAUGGAGACUUCUGUGACAAUCAACAAGAACAAAUAGGAGUUAUUUUUAAAAAUAUAUAUAUAAUGUGGUAUUUACCCACAUUCAGUAACUGUUAAUCAUUUCAACAAUGCAUUCAAAACUGCUUUCUCAGAUUAAGGAUGCUGAAGAAAAUUCUUUCACCACCUUUUCAAAUAGCAACAUUUUUUUUCUAGCCCAUACUUUUUCUCAGGCAUUCGUGGGGUGUAAGUUAAUACUGUAAACUUUCGGCAUGACUUUAUUAGACAUACGGUGGGAAGAAAACAUUAAAAGUCUUUGGAGAAUACAGGGAAGAUUGUUCUUCGAAGGUUACAGGGGACAUAGCCACAGUGGAGCUUACUUCCUGUAUUACCAUUAUGUAUCUUUCAAAAGAGCAGCCAGGUCCAGCUUCAGUUAGGGACUCCUCAAGGCAGAAUAGAAGGGUGAACCAAUGCAUUCCUAGAAAAGUAAAUUCAACUUGAUGCCCCUCUCUGCCCCACUAGAGUGGUUCAAAUCCAGGACUUUGAGGCCACUCAUAACAAUUAAUUUGAAUUGAGUUUAGAGAACUCCACCUCAGUUUUUUCUCUUUUUCAUUCAGUAGCCCAGACAUUCCCACCAUCUCCAUUCUGAUAAGCAUUGUGUAAAAGGUGACAACCUUGAACAGGAAAACCUCCUGCCAUGGAUUCCUUACAUUCUCUAAUAUAACCCCCUUUACUUCCAAAGACUAGAGAUAAGCAGACAGAAGGAUAUCUCUAGGCAGAGGAAGUUGAAUAAGGGAUAAAUUUAGAUAGGACUAGAGAAAGACAUUGUUUUGCAUAUCCUGGGAAGAAAUACCAUAUAUUACUAUUACAGGAAUGUUACUUAUAGAGGUCCAACUUCUUUUAUUUCUUAACCUCAAUUUAUCUUUCUUCUACUCAACUUGGCUUUCAAAAUAGCAAUCGUUUCUUGCUUCUCUUUUGACAAUUUUUUUUGUCCCAACAUUGAGAGGGGAGGACUGCUCAGUUCUAACAAGCUGUCAUACUUCUGAUAAAGCCAUUUUUUUUUAGAAAGUUGAAAGUCCAGGUUCUCCUGUAGAACUCAUUCCUCACAUCCACAGUUCUCUGCAAAGGGAAAUCACAAGAAACCCCUUAGGAAGAAACUGGUGACUCGACUCCUGGGUCACAAAGCUUGUGCUACUCUCAUUUGAUUUAUAAGCAAUCUUUGAUUCUUGUUCCUCCAGGAAAUCAUUACAUUAUAGUAUUGUGGAGUUGUAAAUCAUUAUAAAUAUGGAUGAUAUUUACUGGAGAGAGUGUAUUUCAGGUCUGGGUUUCUAAAAGAAAAUACAACUGUACGUUGAAAACAAUAGAAGAAAGAAAACAGACCAUGGUCUAAUGAGCAUUCCUCAUUAUCUCUUGUGCUUUGGCAGGGAGUGGGGACAAACCUGAAAUUGCAGGACAGUCUCUCUAAGGCUCACUGUGGCUCGACUUCACCAUUUUAUAGUGUUGCAUGUGUAGAAUGUAGCUGUUGCUGUUUUUGUUUUUAAUUUAAGUCACCGAGGCACUGUUUUCUUUUGUAAAAAAACAAAGUUGUUCACUGUGCACUUAUAGAGAAAAUAAUCAAAAAUGUUGUGAUUUUAGAAGUUCUCUUUUUGAUAAACCAGAAAUGUAGAAGUCAUUCCAUUGUUAUUGUUAGCUUGUAAAAAAAAAACGUGUGAACUUAGAGUGGUUUUGGUGAGUGCUACUCAGAAAGCUGCCAGAUCUUAUUCAGGGUAUGGGUGCAUCGAUCUAUAGACACAUGCAUGUUAUAAGUGUGUGUAUCUGUUACACACACAUGUAUGCAUACCUACUCAUUUAUGUGUAUGCGUGUGUCUUGAAAAUCAGUGUUACAGAGUUCUGUACCAAAAACCUUUAACCAUCAAACUGCUGUGAAUGAUACUUGGCCUUUCUUACUAUGAGUUCUGAUUAACCAACCAGACUACACAUUGCCUCUCUGUGUAUGACUAAGGGCUCCAGCCCAGUGACUCACAGCCACUUGCUUACCGUGAACAGUCUCCUCUUGGCAAUGAUAUAGAUGUGAAAAGACAGAAUGGUUUCACCAUUAGGUGCUGCCAAUGGUAAUACAGUCUCUUGUAGGAAAGUAUAAAAAAAGAAUAUGAAAAUUGCUUUACAUUCCCUGAUCUGCUCUGUGCUUGAAAUGAUUUCCAUGGUAGAGUAUUUAUUUUGCUUCUAUGUCAGUCAUCAGAACCAAAAAUCUAGAGGAAAAAAAUACCAUGAAGAUUAAGCAAUGGGGAAGAGACCUUAUCGACACAUUCCUUGCGUUGGUGUAUUCCUCACAUGUGAUUUUAGUCUUGACAAAGCUUUCUGUCAGCACACUUUCCAGGUGCCACAUUGUGCUCUUUAUGUGUUAUUUUCUCCUUUUACUUCCUUUGGAAAACAAACACAUGGUUUCCCUAUUCUGAGAUCUUGGUAUCAGUGGUAGUGCUUUUUUCACCUUGGGAAUUUCUAUCUGAGGGAUUAGACCUGGUUUGGAAGCCUCUAUACUUGGCUAGACUGUGCCUUUUCAUUGGGAUAUUUUUAGGCUAUUGCCCAAGUCUAAUAUUCAAACCUCACAGCAGACAAAAGAGAGGAUGAUUCCUCUUCGCUACUGCAAACCAACAGAGCUAAAAGAGCAGAACCUUGAACAAUUGGUCUUCAGCUGCUCCCUCAGUCUCCAGGCACCCAUGUGCCUUCAUAGUGUUGAUGGGAGGUUGAGGGAUAAAAUUGGAGAUACUUUGGAGGGAAUUGACAAAAGUGCCUGUUCCUUGUAGAUCAGAUAAUUGGUAAUUCAUGUUAAUUCAUCUGUCUGCUGCUGGAAAUUUUUACACUGAAUUCUUAUAGACAGUUGCGAGCUCUUGUGUGGUAAUAACUGGACACGACUAACAGGUGCACAAAAAGAUGGCCACGUGCAAGUUUAAUGUUCUUUGAUCCAUGUAGCUAAGAUCCCUGAAGUCCUCAUGAUGAUGCAGAUAUGCAGACCCAUGCAGCCAUUCGUAAUAUUGCUGCAGCCUAGGAGAUUCAUCAGUAUCCAUCUGCGCAAGCAUGCUCUGUAAGCUGGUGCUCAUUUGUAGCCUCUAGCAAUGUUAUUGAGAUAGCAUAUUUCUAUCAUGGGGAGAGAGAGGUGGGAGAGAGAAGAAAGGUGGAAGAGGGGGAGGAAGAGAAGAAAGAAGAA